UCAAGAAAAGCAAAAACUCCAUACAAAAAAACACUAAAGAAAAGCUCAAGAAGUUUUCUUGUAUUAAAUUUUCUUGUGGCAACAUCCAGCUCUCAAGAAAUUCAGUAAGUAUAUUUACUACUUUUAUUUUAUAAAUUGUGGAUAGGCAACACUGGUUUUGCGAAGAAACAUAACAGUUUCUAUAUAUUUCUGAAGUAAAUUGAGCGGGAAGAAGAAGCAAGUUUGUGGUUUUAUUUGAAUUUGAUUUGAAUUUUAUAUAUUCUUUGGCUUAAACAUUAGAAAUGGAAGACUUAAUACCUACAACAAAGCGGCAAAAGCGAAUUGGAAAUUUCACGGCAGGUGAAAAACAAAACUUAAUUAAAGAAGUGGAAGAAUGGCCCCGAAUAUGGGACAUUACUAACGUUUUGCAUUCAAAUAAAAAUGCUGUGGAGCAGGCCUGGGUCCACAUAAGCAAUUCCCUUGGCAAAACUGUUAGUGAGUGCAAAGCUGGGUGGAUUAGCUUACGGGAGAGCUAUCGCUAUCACGCCAAAGUGGCCCGCAAGCACAAAAGUGGUAGCGCUGGUGGAGAAAUGCUGGAGGAGCCUUUGUUUUCAGAUACUGUUGAUUGGGAGUUUGUUGAAGAAAUGGCAUUUUUGCCAAAUGUAUCACAGAAACGAAAAACUUUCACAAGUCCAGUUUUUGAAGAUUUCGAUUCAUCUUCCCCCAUAAAUAGAGCGGAUGUGGAGGAGUUAAAUGUUCCGCAAUAUGAUUAUAAUCCAACACCCACCACAAGUAAGCGGAAAUUUAGCGGAAGCCAAAAUGAUGAGGCAUGGAGUCGAUUCAAUAACAUCUUGAAGAAACAAGAGGAUUUGGUAGCAGGAAAGAAGAACUCACCAUAUGCACAAGUCCUUGCUGGUUUUGACUGGUUGUUGAAUAAGCUUCCACGGUCAGUUGGUGAUGAUAUGUGUAUGGAAUUUAACAGUAUGCUGUUACAGCAAGUAAAUGAACUUAAAACAAAAAAAUAGAAUAAGGAACAGAAAUAAAACUAACAAUUAAC
Zeugodacus cucurbitae (melon fly) is the source of this 1036-nucleotide messenger RNA. RefSeq lists its product as uncharacterized. Lineage: Eukaryota; Metazoa; Arthropoda; Insecta; Diptera; Tephritidae. The transcript is spliced from 4 exons. Gene Ontology annotation, cellular component: nucleus; transcription regulator complex. Bases 282 to 1004 code for a protein of 240 amino acids. Gene Ontology annotation, biological process: regulation of transcription by RNA polymerase II. The record is from RefSeq and is a predicted model, not a curated record.